UAUGCUCCUCACUCCAGCUGAUCGGCCCAGGAUUCCCCGGUGGCUCUGCCCGUCGUUGGCUUCGACAACUCAAAUGUUUCACCGUCGAUUUAAACUGUUAUAAUCUGACGGAGGCAGUGGCCGCUCGUGUCGGCAAAUUGUGCCCCGUCUAGUGAAAAUCUCCGAAGGAUAAUCUGGCCGGGGUAUUGCCUCUGUACGUGUCAAAGGCAGGGGGAUCUGAACGCAAAGGCCCUCACUCCAUCCCCGGAUUCACCUGCUACGCGGAGAGCCUCACACGGAAGACCGAUAUGGGGGACACGGGGAGCGAGGGCAGCAAGCCUCCGAGUAACGUAAACGUGAUUCCCCCGCGAUGCCACUGUGGUUUCUGGGGGUCAAGCAAAACUAUGAAUCUCUGCUCCAAAUGCUUUGCAGACAUUCAGAAGAAACAGCCAGACAAUGAUUGUGCCCCAAAGGCCUCCUCAAGCUCCAGCAGCAGCCAAGCAGACAUCUUCUGUAAUGACACAAACAGCAGCAUUAGUCAGACACUGAUGUCCAUGCCGAACACAUCGGAAGACCCUUCGCCAGGGGAGACGGGAGCGCCAUCUCUACCCGCUCAGGACGGUAAGACAGCAGAAACACCGAGCACAGAAACAGUCUUCAGUUCACUCUCCACUCCAACAAAACGCUCCUUCGAAUCAGCCUCAGAGUCAGAAAGCGAUGUUUCACCCGAGAAGCGAGCAAGAGUGGGUGAGGUGCCAGAGGGGGACGAGUCUUCAUCGUCAUCUAUGUCUGCAUCAUCAUCAACCUCGUCUCGCAGUGGCUCCAAACAGCGGAGCCGCAAACGUUGCCAUCGCUGCCAAACCAAACUGGAGCUGGUUCAGCAAGAGCUGGGUUCCUGUCGCUGUGGUUAUGUCUUCUGUAUGCUCCACCGGCUCCCGGAGCAGCACGAGUGUCUGUUUGACCACCUCGGCCGUGGUCGCCAGGAGGCGGUCCUAAAGAUGGUGAAGCUGGACCGCAAGGUGGGCCGCUCAUGCCAGCGCAUCGGAGAAGAGUGCUCCUGAGCGGCCAUUCGUAAGAAUCUCGGUGUUCGGACGGUGUCUUAGCACCAACAGGGAUCUGAUUUUAAUUUUUGUUUUCUUCUCAUUUUGUUUUUCAACAUUUUUGCAGGUUUUUGGAUACAAACCUGCACACAUUUUCUUUUAAAUUAUGCUCGCUCUUUUUAAUUGCCCCUGUUACCCACAACCACAUUUUUUUCUGCUUGAUCAUAUCCCUGCUGCUAAGAUGCCUUUUGGAAAAUCCAAUCUCCAAUGACAGAACAAUACAGAGCAACGGAAAUAUACAAUUUCUUCACGUUUUUGCAACUCCUGACAACUCAAGUGUGAGCAGAGUAAGACGGAAGAAGAGGAUGAUGAGAAGAUAUACAAUGCUUUAUACAAAUGUUUGUCCCAGAAGCCAGUUUAAGACUAUACUCUUUACCUCAAAAAAUGAAAAGAAAACAACAAAGAAUGAAACGAAGGAGGAGAAAAGGAUUGUUACCCUUUGUGUACACUUCUGCUAUGGCGCUGUGCUCUUUACCUCAAAAUCAGACAGAGCUGCUUUGUACUCCAAGCAUGGACUUUGUGAAGCAAACCGAGCAAGCCAGACUCAGUUUAAGUCAGUGUCUUACCCCCUGGCCGUCCACUUCCCAUAAUCCUUUAGAAAGACCUGUUAAUCAUCCACCUCAGGUUAUCAGGAUAUGAAACCCUCCCCUCACUGACUUGCAUCCCUCUCUUUUCCCCCCUACAGGACACCUUUUUACUCCUUUCGUUUGGUUACUCUGGAAAUGUUUCUUCUCUGUGGACGAUGAAACUGCGUCGGUAACUCCAAUAUUCAGGACUUGCAUUAUGAGAUGGACUCAAACACAUUAUGAUGGUGGGAGGGAGCUGGUUGUCGCACACAGAUCUGUGUUCAAUGCUCGGAUGUGAUUUAUCGAGGUUUAAUUUGUCGCAGAUUUUCUCUGUCUUCCUCUUUUUGUCUCAGUCUUUAUCUCUUUAUUCCCCUCUUACAUAAGACAUGUCUUCUGUUCUUCCUGUGUACAAACAAACAAGCAGGAAGACAACAUUUACAGGGCAUGUCUAAUAUUAAAGUGUGCAUACGAUUUAUGACAGGACCUGAAAUGUCUGCAUUGUACACUUCCACACAUCUUAGAGUUUUCCAAGUACACACACACACACACACACACACACACACACACACACACACACUUUCAUGCUGUUUUAUGUCCCAGCGGUUCACAUUGAGCACGAGGGCGAGAUCACACAUUGCUGUACACUUUGAGUUUGGACUGAAGCUGAGCUGGCAGAGCGACACUUUUUUUAAGAUGGGUGACGGUUAUUGUAGUUCAGGUUUUUCAUAUUGUCUUCAAUUAUCCACUUUUUGAAGGUAAUUGGAUACAAGACUGUUCUUGGGUUUUCAGUACUUCUAUGGCCCAUGUUUUCAUUUCCAGCGAGCAUGAUGAGCUCACGUGAAUUCUCCUUCUCCUGCCUUUCACUUUCCUUUCUCAUCCUUAUUGAUUGCUCUAUUUUUCCUUAUUUCAGCCGCCUUGUCUCCCCCUCCUCCCUCUCUCUUGCUGUAGAGAGGGAGGUGGCAGAUAGGGUGAGCGGAGUGCUGAAAGUUAAAAUCAGAAAAUAAUUACUUUCCAAACGUUUUCCUGGUGGACUAUGGAAGGGACGACGAGAAAAUACAUAAUGAAUAUUCUGUAUCUUUCAAGAAAACCUUAUUUAACCCCUUUUUUGCUUCUCACUUUUAAGUGUAGAGCUGCUUUUUAUUUGGUUGUAAUGUGGUUAUAAAAUGGGAAGAUGAACGUGGAAAAAUUCUAUAUUUUUGUUUCCAUUGCUUUACUUAAUGCUUACCCUUUCCAACUUUUUCUUUAACUGAGAAAGAAUAAACUGGAUUAGACAAAGUGUGAA
Eleginops maclovinus (Patagonian blennie) is the source of this 2927-nucleotide messenger RNA. Its product is annotated as AN1-type zinc finger protein 3-like. Gene Ontology annotation, molecular function: DNA binding; zinc ion binding. The transcript is spliced from 6 exons. Bases 288 to 1040 code for a protein of 250 amino acids. The record is from RefSeq and is a predicted model, not a curated record. NCBI's taxonomy places the organism in Eukaryota, Metazoa, Chordata, Actinopteri, Perciformes, Eleginopidae.